Trichomonas vaginalis G3 is the source of this 345-nucleotide messenger RNA. Its product is annotated as membrane-spanning 4-domains subfamily A MS4A -related family. The coding region runs from base 1 to 345 and encodes 114 amino acids. NCBI's taxonomy places the organism in Eukaryota, Parabasalia, Trichomonadida, Trichomonadidae. The transcript has a single exon. The record is from RefSeq and is a predicted model, not a curated record.
AUGGGUGAGGCUGAGGCUGAGUAUUGGCAGAGAGCUGUUGCUGUGGGGGAGUGUUGGCAGAGAGUUGUUGCUGUGCCGAGGUGUUGGCAGAGAGCUGGCGUUGUGUCUGGGUGUUGGCAGAGAGUUGUUGCUGUGGAAGAGAGUUGGCCGAGAGCUGGAGUUGUGGGGGAGUGCUGGCAGAGAGUUGUGGCUGUGGGGGAGUGUUGGUACUGCUGGCUAAUGAAAGCUGGCGUUGAAGAGGAGCGUUGGCAGAGAGCUGGCGUUGUGGCGGGGUGUUGGCAGAAAGUGGGCUUUGUAGAGGAGCGUUGGCUGUUGAGAGCUGUUGCUGUGGAACAGAGUUGGUAG